AUGGCAGCGGACAACUCCACAGAAGUCCUUCAUGCUCCAGGGUCCCAGCUGAGCAUCACUGACAUCAUUGUCAUCGCUGUGUAUUUUGCCUUGAAUGUAGCUGUGGGCAUAUGGUCUGCCUGUCGAGCCAGCAGGAACACAGUGAGCGGCUACUUCCUGGCAGGCCGGGACAUGGCUUGGUGGCCGAUCGGAGCCUCGCUCUUUGCAAGCAGUGAGGGCUCUGGCCUCUUCGUGGGACUGGCAGGCUCAGGCGCUGCUGGAGGCCUGGCUGUGGCAGGCUUCGAGUGGAAUGCCACGUAUGUGCUUUUGGCGCUGGCAUGGGUGUUUGUACCUAUCUACAUAUCUUCAGAGAUCGUCACCUUGCCUGAAUACAUUCAGAGGCGCUUCGGUGGCCAGCGCAUUCGCAUGUACCUCUCUGUCCUGUCCCUGUUGCUGUCUGUCUUUACCAAGAUAUCGAUUGACCUGUACGCGGGAGCCCUGUUUGUCCAGAUCUGCCUGGGCUGGAACUUCUACCUGUCCACCAUCCUCACGCUCGCCAUCACCGCCCUGUACACCAUCGCAGGGGGCCUGGCCACUGUGAUAUACACAGAUGCGCUGCAGACGGUCAUCAUGGUGGUGGGCGCCGUCAUUCUGGCUGUCAAAGCUUUCAACGAGAUUGGUGGUUAUGAGCAACUGGAGGCAGCAUAUGCCCAGGCCAUCCCCUCCAGGACCAUCCCCAAUACCACCUGCCACCUGCCGAGGGCAGACGCCAUGCAUAUGUUCCGGGACCCAUCCACAGGAGACCUCCCGUGGACUGGGAUGACCUUUGGACUGACCAUCUUGGCCACCUGGUAUUGGUGCACUGACCAGGUCAUUGUGCAGCGGUCCCUGUCUGCCCGGAACCUGAACCAUGCCAAGGCGGGCUCCAUUCUAGCCAGCUACCUGAAGAUGCUGCCCAUGGGCCUGAUGAUCAUGCCAGGCAUGAUCAGCCGAGCACUGUUCCCAGGGAUACAUAUAUACCCUGGAAGGCACCAGCCUGCAUUAUUUCUCACAGAUGACGUGGGCUGUGUGGUACCAUCCGAGUGUCUGCGGGCCUGUGGGGCUGAGAUUGGCUGUUCCAACAUUGCCUACCCGAAGCUGGUCAUGGAGCUGAUGCCCAUAGGUCUUCGAGGGCUGAUGAUAGCCGUAAUGAUGGCUGCACUCAUGUCGUCGCUGACCUCCAUCUUUAACAGCAGCAGCACGCUCUUCACGAUGGACAUCUGGAGGCGCUUGCGGCCCUGCGCAGGAGAGCGGGAGCUGCUGCUGGUGGGACGGCUAGUCAUCGUGGUGCUCGUCGGUGUGAGCGUGGCCUGGAUCCCCAUCCUGCAGGGCUCCAACAGCGGACAGCUGUUCAUCUACAUGCAGUCAGUGACCAGCUCGCUGGCGCCCCCUGUCACCGCCAUCUUCAUCAUGGGCAUCUUCUGGCGGAGGGCCAAUGAGCGGGGGGCCUUCUGGGGCCUGAUGGCGGGGCUGCUGCUGGGCGCCCUGAGGCUGGUCCUGGAAUUCCUGCACCCAGAGCCCCCCUGCGGCCAAGCAGACACUCGGCCAGCCCUUCUCCGAAAUAUACACUACUUGCACUUUGCCAUUGCCCUCUUCCUCCUCACCUGUGCUGUUGUGGCCGCUGGGAGCCUACUGAGCCCGCCGCCUCAGCAAAGACAGAUUGAAAACCUCACCUGGUGGACUCUGGCUCCAAACCUGACCUUAGGAACAAAAGCAGGCAACAGCCAAACACCCCAGAAACGUGCUUUCUGGACCCGCGUGUGUAAUUUCAACGCCAUCUUCCUCAUGUGUGUCAACAUCUUCUUCUACGCCUAUUUUGCCUGAU
Molecule: messenger RNA, 1843 nt
Organism: Psammomys obesus (fat sand rat)
Lineage: Eukaryota; Metazoa; Chordata; Mammalia; Rodentia; Muridae
Gene: Slc5a10
Product: solute carrier family 5 member 10
Exons: 17
Coding region: 1-1842 (613 amino acids)
Biological process (GO): transmembrane transport
Cellular component (GO): plasma membrane
Molecular function (GO): D-glucose:sodium symporter activity
Source: RefSeq, a predicted model, not a curated record